GCACCUCCAUCUUUAUUCCGGAAUGGGUCGCGCAGAUGCUGUCAGAUGAGAUGGAUAGGUACCCGUUGGGCAGCAGUACAUGCCGGACGGGUGGACCCCUAGGCCGCGCGCGACGCGACGGCGACCCUCUGCAUGUCCCGGCAGCAUGGCAAUCCGUCUUCUCUGGAGGGGUGCGCCGACAAGCCCGAGGGCACAUGUGUCAAUGUAUCAAUCCGGGUCUAGCAUCCGCGUUGUCUGUUGUCUCUGCCUCCCAUCUCCUUCCGCAACAGCUUGUCAGGGUUUAACCCUAGCCGUAGACCCCCUGGCUGGUCUGCCUCCCUAUCUUGGCAUUGGGUUCAGGGCGGCUCUGGCGGCCUGCCGGGCAGUUGCUGGCCAGGACGAUCGUCAAUGACGAAGCGUCCCCUGGACUUCACCCUUGCAACAACAUUGAGAACGGCGCUGAACUCCAGCAAUGGGAGCCCUACCCGGUCUCUACCAUUUCGUCGGCCUGCCUCCCUAAGCCGGUCAACCCUCGCCCGUCCGACGAUAGCUUUUGCCAUGUUCCCCCGUGUCGCGGGCCCUCAACGCCUCGCGUUGGCGGCGGGACUCGUCCUCUUGGUCUGGUUCGCGAUCGCGUGGAUGUUCCUGCCCUACGACAGCCCCUUGUUCUCCUUCCUGCGACUCACCUCGUCCAAGGUCUCCGGCAGCUUCCGCCCCCCGGACGCCGACGAACGCCUGCUGCUCGAGCUGCCCGGCCAGUAUCCCUUCACCGACGAGGAGGUUGCCUACAUCGUCAAGACGGGCUAUGGCACGCAGGAGCGUGUCCCGGCGCUGCUAGAGGCCUCGGGGGCGCUGAAGCCCGGCGGCGAGUACGGGGACAACAUAUUGGUCGUCGGCGACUUUGCCACGACACUCGAGUUGAAAGGGAGGACGGUUGCCAUACACGACGUGGUUGCGGCGGCGAUCGAACACGAGGCUGUCGUCGAGACACAGAUCCAAAGCACAGAGAGGCUACAGAAAUACCGGGAUAUGACCCAUGCUAUAGAGCAGGGCCGAAAGGAAGAUGCGGAGCAGUCAUCCAAGGCCGCGGGGUGGGAGUUGGAUGCUCUCAAGUUCGUACCGAGCCUUGAACUGGCGUGGAAGACCAUGCCCGGGAAGAAGUGGUACAUCAUGCAGGACGACGAUACCUUCAUCAUACGGCCAUCGCUCUACCGAUUCCUCGAGCACCUCGAUGCCUCCAGGGCCAUGUAUCUCGGCAACGCCAUCGGCGACUACAAGACCAGGUUCGCGCACGGGGGGUCGAGCUUCAUCCUGUCCUACGAGACCAUGAGGGUCCUGUUUGAGGACAACCAGGAGGUGGUCUCGCAGGCUUACGCGGCCUCCGUCGACGAGACGUGGGGCGACAAGCUGAUCGCGACGACCCUGAGCAGGGUCGGGGUCUACAUCAGCGAGAGGUACGGUCACUUUUUCAACGGCGAGAGGCCGCUGAUCACAAAGGCGUCCGCCGACCGGUUCUGCUCGCCGGUCGUUUCAUUCCACGGCCUGGCACAGCCGGCGCAGAUGAGGGAUGUCGGCAAGACGUUUGCCAAGAUCGAGAAGCCCGUGUUCUGGAAGGACCUGUGGGGGAUAUACGGCCAGCCAGACCUGGAUGCGCUCGACAAGAAUCCAAUACGGUCUGGCCAGGACCACGUUGGAAGGCAGGACGACAUAUCCAUGAUCAACCACGCUGGCUCGGUUGAAAAGUGCCUGAACUCUUGUGUAAGCCAGCCCAAGAAGUGCCUGGCGUGGGCGUGGGACAAGAAGACGGAGCUGUGCAUCGUCAGCCCGUGGGUUGUAGUCGGGGAGGAGAAGCCCGAGGACCGUUACUCGGGGCUCAACGUGGACCAGGUGAGGCAGCUGGUGAGCCAGUGCGGCAAGUACUGAAGCUGGCCUCACACCUGGCCGUCUUGGCUAGUGUCCUCCGCAUGCCACCACAGAGCUGGUUUUAUCUUGUCACUGGAGGGGUUUG
Molecule: messenger RNA, 1987 nt
Organism: Diaporthe batatas
Lineage: Eukaryota; Fungi; Ascomycota; Sordariomycetes; Diaporthales; Diaporthaceae
Exons: 2
Coding region: 388-1902 (504 amino acids)
Cellular component (GO): membrane
Molecular function (GO): glycosyltransferase activity
Source: RefSeq, a predicted model, not a curated record